This is a messenger RNA of Neodiprion fabricii, 7397 nucleotides long. RefSeq lists its product as uncharacterized. The record is from RefSeq and is a predicted model, not a curated record. Gene Ontology annotation, biological process: monocarboxylic acid transport; transmembrane transport. The coding region runs from base 1922 to 4744 and encodes 940 amino acids. The transcript has 4 exons. NCBI's taxonomy places the organism in Eukaryota, Metazoa, Arthropoda, Insecta, Hymenoptera, Diprionidae. Gene Ontology annotation, molecular function: monocarboxylic acid transmembrane transporter activity.
GCGUGCGCCGCUCGGCUAUAAUCCAACGAGUGUCAGUAUUCGCCGCGCAGUCCUGACAAGUGUUCACUUUCUUCGCGCGCCGUAACCGCAACUUCCGUACCGUCUCUGAGACGACUCUGUUUACGAUUUUCCUGCCCAAUUCCGAUUUGCAAAAACGAAGGGACGGGGCGUGUGAGGUGUGACGUAUUUUCCGGCGAUUCUACUCGAUAAGAAAAUUUCAAAAAUCAAGAAAGAGAAGUCCCGUUGGGGGGCAGACUUGAAACAAGAAUUCACUGCCAAAAGAACGCUCCGAGUUGUCAGACUGUAUGCAAACGUAAAAGAUCCAAUGUGCACAAUCGUUCGUUGUCUAAACUCGACGUAACGGCAUCUGCAUGUUGACGCAAAGGUGAAGAAGUAUCGGUAUUAUUAACUGGUUCAACCGGUCGCUGAAAUCGUUUUACCAAGUGCAGAAGUUGGAGUAAGGCACCUUUGGUAGACCUUGUGGUCCCAUUCUAAGGAGACGAUACACCCGGCAGAGUAAAGUUUUGGCAAACUUAGACGCUACCUCUUCUGCCCAACGACUUACGGCAUAAACAUUCUACCGACUGUAACCAGUUUCGUGAAAGGAUUAUAACCGUACAGUAGUUACCUUAUACCAACUUUUCAAGUGCUUCGCAUGUAUAAGACAUCGGACUACCUUGCGGCAGUGAUUAUUGUCGUUACGUACCGUAUACGCGCAUCGCGAUGCAUCUAUGAACAGUUACGGGUUCACCACGACAACUGCUGCAUCGACGGGUUUUGAUCAAAUUUAAGUAUCGCUGCUGUUGCUGUUGCUGCCCCAUAAUGUUUGCAGUGUUAAAGUUAUGCGAAUCGGAUUGUGUAUUUUGCAGGACGGUGGAUCUAACUUGAAAUGUUGCAACAACAGAUGUUUUAUUAUUUAUGUUUAUUAGUUGUCCGUUGAAAUUGGAUCGGACAAGUUCCCCUGAACAAUAAUUCCGCCACCCUCUCACCCUCGGCAUUUAGCAAACGGGUCGUAACCUGCACGGAGGAUACUGGUUUUUGGCGAUCUGAUUCGCGUGUGCAGCAUCGCGAGUUCCGAACAGUCUUCAUUCCCCGAUUCGUGCAGCCCUGAAGAGAGACUCAGGAAAAUUAUUAUCACCGACUUUGAUAGCACGUGCACUCGACGAGAAAUGUGCACGUCUGCAGAGAAGCGAAAGUAUUGUCCGCCGUAUGGGUGCCUGGGAUAGAAAUUGGUUCGAGGACGUGGGCGUUGGAACGACUCGUCGUGGGUCCGAGAACGUCGGGGUCUGCAGUUGCGAUGGUGGCGGGAGCCAAAUACAGGAUCUACUUCCAUCAUCACUGUUGCUGCUGCGUCGUCAGUUCACCAGGGAGUUGUACGAGUGGCCGAUUCAGCCGUUGUUUAGAUCAAGGACGAAAUUAAAUAAAAAGAAAGAAUAAAGGGGAAGAUCUAAGAAGAGAAUAAAUUAAAGUUCUAGAACAAGUAAUCCUAAUGUUGAUAGUAAUGGUAUGAAGUUUCGAUGUUCUCGGUUACAAUCGAUGUUGACGUAUUGCCUUUAACCCCCGAACGGGUAAGAAGUCUGGGUAUAUAUAACUGCCUUAUUUUGAAUGAAGAAGAUAAUGAGUAGGAAUAAUAAGAGGAAAAAAACGGAUACGGUUUGACGAUAUCGUUUAAAGUAUUAUUAAUCGCGACAAGCGGGUGCGAUAAUUAUUUGGUGCUAACGUGCGACCGUGUGCGUAGAAGGUAUUAAAAUAAUAGCAGAAGUUUGGUAAAGAAGACAAAACAGAAUUAAUCCAAAUAUCGUACAGUACAAUACUAGGACGGGGGAACAAGGGUGCUGGAAGAGAGAGAGAGAGAGACAGAUCAAAAUAUACAGAAAGGGAGAUAGACACACGGUGAUAAUAAAAUUGCGAUACGAUUGCCAUGGCUGACUGGACGCAGCUCAACGGUCAAACAGACACCAUAUCUUACGACUCGUCGAACGACAACGGUAUAUCCAAUGCCAAAAAUCAUCUCGAGGCAUCGAUCAACGGGGAUUACCGAUCACAAGUGGCCAAGUAUAAUGGAAAUGUCAAAGCUUCCAGCGAACCGAGCGAGGUGGACCAUGAAAAGGAGGGUGAAAACGACCCUGCGUGUCGCGACGCCGGUGACAAUCAUCUGGCGGCGAUUCUUCACGAAAAACCAUUCGAGAAUGAGGGGGUUCGUUACAGUUUCGAGAACGGUGUCACAUCCGACAGCGAAUGCGAGGGAAUCCUGGAUCAGAACGAUGUCAAGCUGGAAGAAUUAGGUGGAAUAAUCCGGGAGGAAGCGAGGCUGGAAUUAGCCGAAAACUCGUCGAAGCGACCGAACAGUCUCUUCAAGGAUGAGGUUUUCAGCCCGCGUCACCAAUCCCUGGACGAAGCCGCCAGGAUCUGCAAUGAUAAGAGUCGUUCGUACCUCGACAGUGGGGCGGUAACCAGACGGCGUGCUGGUAGCGCGGAAAAAUUGGUCAAUCGUAAAUCGCCCAGGGACGACAAGCAGGUACACCACGUCCAGUUCAACAAGGACUCGAAGCAGUGCUCCGAGGACCCCCAUCCUAGCCCCAGUGCUUCGAUAUCGACAUCCAGCUCGAGCAGUUCGGAGGACAAUUCGAGUUUGGCCCAAUUCUCCGAGGCCAGACCGCCGGACGGUGGUUGGGGAUGGGUCGUGGUCGCGGCGUCCUUCGUUGUGAACCUGAUCGCCGAUGGUAUCACCUUCUCAUUCGGCGUGAUAUACGUCGAGUUCCUGAAUUACUUUGAGGAGGGUAAAUCGAAGACCGCAUGGAUCGGGAGUCUCUUCAUGGCGAUGCCGUUGCUCUCCGGACCGAUAGCCAGCUUCCUGACGGACAGAUACGGGUGCAGGCGGGUCAGCAUAGCCGGCAGCGUACUCGCUACGAGUGGCUUCGUCAUCAGCUCAUUCACCAACUCGAUGGGCUUGCUGAUAUUCACCUUCGGUGUUAUCGCCGGCUUCGGAUUAUCCCUGUGCUACGUUGCCGCGGUCGUAAUAGUCGCCUACUACUUCGACAAGAGACGUUCGUUCGCCACCGGCCUUUCCGUCUGCGGAAGCGGCAUCGGAACCUUCAUAUUCGCCCCGCUGACCCAGUACCUGCUGGUCGAGUACGGCUGGCGCGGGACGACUCUUAUACUAGCUGGGCUCUUCUUCAAUCUAGCGGUCUGCGGGUGUCUCAUGCGUGAUCUAGAGUGGACGACGACAAGGGCCAAGGCGAAGACCGCCGAGAGGCGGAAAAACCGCGAGAGAAAACGCUCCAAGAUACAGAGUUCAAGCGCUGACUCGUUCUCUGGGACGAGCUCGGCCAAACCAAACAACAACCAGACCUCCCAUGACCUCAAACGGAACUUCGCCUCGGCCAGUGCGGUCGGCAUCUCCAUUGACAAUGAACGGGAUGAUGCUCAUGGAAGAAGGUUCUCCAGUCUAGUCACUCUGCCGACCUUCGUUAAAAACGGCGAGAAGGUGCCGCUCGAGGUGCUCGAACUUUUGAGCACCCAUAAGAACGUUUAUAAUGUUAUACUACAGAACUAUCCCAGUCUUCUCAUAUCGUCGAGGAGCUUCAGCGAUUCAGGCAGACUUCACGAGCAGAUCGACACUGUACCAUCGGAAAGGUUCGUCGCUGGCUCCAACGAGCAGAUGGACUCAAAGGACUCAGAGACGGCCAAGUCCACCGGUGUCCUGCACGUCCACCACGACCAGGUCACCGAGAACUCUAAACCAGCCAGGGACCAGGAGACUACCGCCAACCAAGACCAACGGCAUCAUUUGGACGCUGCGUAUCUCUGGUGGCUCAAGAAAACACAUCCAGAUUGUCCCUUCCAGAGGGCAGCUAUGCUCGAUCAUACCGCCUCGCGGAGACUGCCGACCGCAUACUUCAAGGACAUCAGGGUUCAUCGGCACAGUCUUACCUACAGAGGAGCCAUGCUAAACAUCAAACGAUAUCGUCUUCGCGCCUCGAGCUGUCCUGACAUUUAUAGAAACUCGAUGACUACCAUAGCCAAAACGAAAAUGGUCUGGUACGCCGGACUCUGGGAGUUCUGGGAUCUCAUUGUCGACAUGCUUGAUUUUUCACACUUUGCUGAUCCCAGGUUUCUUCUAUUUGCUAUUAGCAAUUUCCUGCUAUACACUUGGUACGAUGUUCCCUAUGUUUAUCUAACCGACAAUGCUAUCGAAGUUGGAUUCAGCGAGAAGGAUGCCUCCUAUCUCAUAUCCGUUAUCGGGAUUGUCAACAUGGUUGGCGAGAUAAUCCUCGGCUGGGCCGGAGAUCGUGCUUGGGUGAACGCAUCCCUGGUUUAUGCGGUUUGUAUGGGUCUUUGCGGAGCCGUAACCGCGCUGAUUCCUCUGGUGGUUCACAAUUAUUACGGCCUCUGCGCAAUAGCCGGUGCAUUCGGGUUGUUCAUAGCGGCGAAUUACAGCCUCACCAGUAUAAUCCUCGUCGAGUUGAUCACCCUGGAAAGGUUUACCAACGCCUAUGGUCUUCUGCUGCUCGUUCAGGGUGUCGCCAAUCUCAUCGGUCCUCCACUUGCUGGUUGGCUGUACGACAUCACGGGGACUUACAAUCUCUCCUUCUAUUUAUCCGGAUUCUUCAUCGCUCUCAGCGGCGGUCUUCUAGUUAUCGUACCGUUGAUUGAGAAAUAUCGCGAAUGGAAGGCUGAAAGCUGGGAGGAAGUUACUCCCGAAGUGACGAGCCAGGACUUCGAGAAAAUGAACAGCGUUUAGAGCACCUUAGCACACAUUAUAUAGUAAUUUUGUUUCAAUUAAUUUAUUAUUUUCUUUUCUACAAUGCAUUUGCAGCGUUCUCAGUUUAUGAUCCACGAUUCAUGACGUAUAAUCGCUGCAUAGAGCGAAAUUGUAGAGAUUUUCGAUUCGUUAUAGAAGUGAUAUGUAACGAAUAUCACAAAAGCCUUGAUACUAUGUCGUCAAAGCAAUGAGGAAGCCUAGUCUUCUUUAUUUUUUAAAAUUUUUUGUCCACGUAUUUGUAUACAUAUAUAAUAGUAGGAAACCUUGUAAUAGACGGAAUUGAUGAUAACUGAAUGAUUACUGUUAUUAUUGUUGUUAUUAUUUAGGUACGUACUAGUAUGCUGAUGUAGAUGAUGAUUUUUUUCUUUUCCUUUCGAUAAUAAUGUCGCCCUACAUCCUAUGAAAACAGAGGUGCGUACCUGCACGUAAUGUUCUAUGUAGCCUAUAUACAUACCCCGUAGACAUAUUGUACGUUCGUUACGUAGAGAAAAGAAAGUGAAUCACAGUUAUUAUAUUAUCAUGUAUUUGGUUCAAAUUGUCGUAUAUCGAAAUGGAAGCGAAUAAUGCCGUUUCGAAAUACAUUGUCAUAUACACACCUAAAUAUAUACGUGUACCUAAUUUUAAUUAACAAUAAGACGAUUUUGCGAGUAUUCGACGCGACCGGUUUGUUAGUUAGUCCGUGUCCGCGAUUAUUCACUUGAUAUUGCUAUCGUCAAUUUCAAUACUACAAUAUGUAUAUUCUCAUGAAAAAACAAAAACAAAAAUAAAGAUAAUUUGAGAGAAAGAAAAAAGAAGCAAAAACAAGAAAAAAAAAACAUUUAUCACUACGUAGCUGAUUAAUUUAUAUAAUACAGAAUAAUGAAGCUUUCACGCAAGAUUUCUGAAUUGAUUAACUACAUUCAAAAUACCGAUUUUAUUAAAAAUCUAUAUAUAGGGUACAAUAUGUCAUAUAUUUCUAUUCGGACAAUCUAUAUAUUAGAUUUACGUGUAUUCGUUCGCGGAAAAAAAAGAAUAUUGAUAAUAAUAAUAAUUUUUCUUCCACCAAUUUUUAUAACGAACAAGUCUUAGAAAAACACGUUUGAACAUUAAGAUCUUAGUCGAAUAUUUGAUAGAUUCGAACUUACGAAAGCUAUGGAUAUAUCUUACAGGGUUUGUAGCAUACAUAGCGUAGUUAUCGAUUCGUAUUUUGUUUCAUUUGAUUUCUUUUAUCCAUAUUACAUACCUAUAUCCAAUUCCAUAUACAUAAAACAUCAUUGCGUACCUUUCUAUAUUCAUAGACCGUUCUUAGUGAUAUGAAUUUUUUACCGUAGUUGGUUACAUACGUAGCGUGAAAGAAAAAUGAUGCAUGACAAUUACAGCCGUUUAGCUAGCCUACGGCUUUUUUUUACGUCUCCGAAUAUGUACGAGAAAAGUUAAUCGUAUAGUAGUGGUAAUAGUAAUAAUAAUAAUGAUAAUAAUAAUUACAAGAUUCAAUUAAAUACAAAAUUUAUAUAGUAUUAUAUGUAAAUACAUACACAUUGAAUUCAAUCCUAUUGCGAAAAAAAUUGGAAGUAUAACACGUUACUCAUAAAGUAUACAUAUAUAUAUAUAUAUAUAUGUAUAUAUAUAUACAUACAUAUGGUAACUUUUUAAUAUAAUAGCGAGUAGGUGUACACAUGAUAUUAUAACGUUAAGUACGUAAAAAUACACAACAGUAGUAUAAGGAGUUGCUCCAGUGACCACGUAGAAUAGAAAAUCGAAGUGGGGAAUUUUUCAAGGUUCGAUCGUUCGCUCGUCGGACCGCGUAGGGAUUCAUAUCCUCAAUCGAAUACUGCGUACUUGUACCCUUAAAUUUCUCAUUCCUCUAUAUUAUUCAUUUAAGGGUUGCAGGAUUGAAGAUUGCAAUCGACGCAUGACGUGUAAAGUAAUGGGAAUCAAGAUAGUACGUAGAUAGUAUUGUACGCUAUUGUAGGUAUCGUAGAAAGAGAAAAAGGGAGAAAUUAACACGAAAAAAGAUAAAGAGAAACAGGAGAACGCGGAUGCGAAAUCCGAAUGGUGUGAUGCGUGUAGACGGUUAGCCGAUAGAUAACUGAUAUUUCAUCGAUAUAAGACCCUUCUGAAUCUCAGGUUUAUUAACUAUACUAUGUAUUGUAUACAUCACUAUAGAUAUUAUGAUACGUGAGAAGGAGGAGGAGGAAAAUUCGCUCUAGCUAUGUAACAUGAUUAAUCAAGUCACAUUACGAAAAUUACUAAAUUAUAUAAUCUACUUAUGUAUAGAUACACAUGAUAUACAUCGGUUUAUUAUUACCGGAGGCAUUGAUUAAAAUUUAAAACGCAUUGCUUUGUUACCGAGCUAUAAUAUACAUAUUAACAAAGCAAAAUAACGCGAAAGAGAAAGAAAAAGACAAUGAUCCAAUCAUUUUUUAUCGCCUAUUAUUAUUGAUCAGAAAUUCAGAGGUUGUACGAGGAUAAUAAUGGUGAUGAUGAUAAUAAUAACAAUGGUGAUUCUUUUAAGUUGUUAGUUUCUUAUGACAGGAAACCUGUAUAUUUUUAUUGUAUGUACGCGAUAUACAUACACGUACCGAAAUAAGUACGUUGUAAUUAUGUUUGGAAAAAGAAGAAGAAGCGGAAAAAAUACAUGCGAUUGCCAAUA